This is a messenger RNA of Fonsecaea multimorphosa CBS 102226, 2079 nucleotides long. RefSeq lists its product as uncharacterized. NCBI's taxonomy places the organism in Eukaryota, Fungi, Ascomycota, Eurotiomycetes, Chaetothyriales, Herpotrichiellaceae. Gene Ontology annotation, biological process: regulation of transcription by RNA polymerase II. The coding region runs from base 1 to 2079 and encodes 692 amino acids. The transcript has a single exon. The record is from RefSeq and is a predicted model, not a curated record. Gene Ontology annotation, molecular function: RNA polymerase II cis-regulatory region sequence-specific DNA binding; DNA-binding transcription factor activity, RNA polymerase II-specific. Gene Ontology annotation, cellular component: chromatin.
AUGGACAAUGAAAGCUUUCCUGAAGGGGAUAUGCAGUAUCCCAUCAAUGACUUGGCUACGUCUCUCCAGUUACCAGGGGAGGAUGACACCGUCAGCGGUUCGCGAGACUUGACCCAGAGCGCUCCGACCGAUCUCUUCGACAAUUACGACUGGUCGGCUAUCUUCCAAGAUGAAAAUUUUGGUGAAAUCAUGGUCGACGUUGUAUUUCCUGACCCUGCUUACUCCCUGAGCUACGACACGACACUGCUCGACCACACUCGACACAAUCCCACCUCAGCAUCGAUGUCUGCACAGAAUCGCAGGGCAAAUUGCCCGACUUCACAGCCACUGCGCGCCGAACCUGGUGAUCUCUCUCGAUUCGGCUCACGAUUACCGUCACUAGACCCCGAAGACCGUCAGCAGCAGCGACCGGAAGCAGGUGGUCAGGGAGUAGAAGGGCAUUCGAGUCCUUGGCAACAGUCAAGACUACCACAUUGCCUACGAGAGGUUACCUCCACAUGUCGCCAGAGAAUGCUACAAGAGCUUGCGAAUUUUACCAAUGUCGUUCCUGCUCAGUUUGAACUUCCGUCAAGACACACGCUCACCCGCUUUGUAGCCAUGUAUAUUGCUGGCUUCAAUGAUCACAAUCCCGUGUUACACCUACCGACAUUGGCAUUGGACUCGAUUGCUGUUGAGCUCUUUUUAUCCAUUGCUUCGAUCGGAGCUCGAUACGCUCACGAACGAGAAGCCAGUCUUGAUCUUUUCGAAGUUGCUCGAGCCGUUGCCUUUGAACGCGUAAAGAGAACGACCGACUGCUCUGCUGCGAAUGUGCCUAGGCAGGUGAAUGGAGCUGAAGGAAUACCACUAAGUGAUCCACCAGCGGGUUCGGUAAGCCGUGAUUGCUGGGAUGACCAAAUGCGUGUUGAGGUUAUACAGGCCUUGGUACUCAUGAUUGGAUCCCUGUGGUUCGGACGAACUCCUGGAGCUCGAUCAGGUGAAGCUGCCUCUUUCAGGAGUUUGCUUGAGGUCAUGAUUCGCGAUCUUGCCGAAAGUGCCACUACAUGUCAAACCGACGUGAGCUGGGAGCAGUGGGUGAGGCAAGAAACGAUCAAACGCAUCGUGCUGGUCACAUUUACCUUGAUGAAUUUGCAGACAAUCAUAUUGGACUGCGCUCCCUCGUUGUGGUGGACAGAGGUUUUACUCGAUCUACCGUGCUCGGAAGAAAUGUGGAACGCCAAAACCCCCGCACUCUGGAACCUGGCUCGGGCGCGCGAUACAACGGCAACUUCGGUUCAGACAACGAUGGAGAACCUCUUCUACACGGAUCCACGAACAUAUCGACCUUUCUUUUCGUCCCUCGGCGGCUAUUUUCUUAUCCAUGCAAUCUUACAGAGUAUCUGGAUUCUACAGCAGUCCAGGCGUCUCCGAGCAGAGUCUGCAAAUGCUCAAGCGCAAGAUAUCAAGCACAUCCAGCAAGCAUUACGACAGUGGCGUCGAGGUUGGGAGAGAAAUCAAGAAUCGUCUAUGAACCCAAUCAGUCCGUCCGGGCCUCUUACUUUUACAUCUACAGCACUUCUGAGGCUCGCGUACGUCAGGAUCACUACCGAAACGCGAUUUAUUCCGUCUCUGAAUACUUGGAACCCUGAUAGAGUCGUCAAAGCGUUCCUUCAGACCCCUCCGGUCGAGCGAAGCGAGCAAGCAACUCGAGCAGCCUUACAUUGUGCGCACGCCUUGAGCAUUCCAGUCAAGAUUGGUCUGAAUUUUGUCGCCCGCACGCAAAGUUUCUAUUGGGCGUCUCAACACGCGCUGUGCUCGCUAGAAUGUGCGCUCUUCCUCUCCAAGUGGCUGACCACUAUCACGGCUACAAGCCCAACAGAGCUGACGAAAGAGGAGACACUGGUUCUUGACUUUGUCAUUCAAAUUGUGGCCGAAACUCCCAAUCGCUCGUCCCGUGAAACUCUCCUGAGAACGAAUAUCCGAUUGAGUAAAACAGUGGUUAGCACGUGGGCCACCCUGUAUCCUGGUGGCAAUGUUUGGGAAAUGGUAGAUCUCGUUGGCAAAUCGAUGAAGGCAUGCGCUGACGCAACAUGCGCAAAUUGA